Molecule: messenger RNA, 1428 nt
Organism: Medioppia subpectinata
Lineage: Eukaryota; Metazoa; Arthropoda; Arachnida; Sarcoptiformes; Oppiidae
Source: the annotation of a GenBank genome assembly
AUGAGUGCGGACAACGCGGCAACAGUUCCGGAGCCGUAUUCGGCCAAAUAUAAGGACACAUUCGCUUUCAAGACAAUCGCCCGAAGACUACCCUACGCGGCAACAGUUCCGGAGCCGUAUUCGGCCAAAUAUAAGGACACAUUCGCUUUCAAGACAAUCGCCCGAAGACUACCCGUUAUCUUAACCAAAGCUAUUGACACGACUUCGCGUCAAAUCAAGAGUCUGGUUGAGUCGGGAAUCGUGUCCUCAGAUGACAGACAAGAGGCCGAACAAGAGAUGAAGGACUCGAUCGGACGUCUGGCCAAACUUCGUAACGAAUUGGAAACCGAUAAGCCUUUCAUUGAGUUGGUGUCGACCGCACCCGACGUCCACGUAUGGAACCAAUGUCUUCGGGACCACAACAAUGAGUACGGAUUCGAUGCCAAAUGGUUUAGCAGUUCGUGGCUCUACUCCGAGUGCUAUUUCUACCGAAGAAUACGGGAAGCGUUUGAAAUCACACGACAUGUCAACGCAUUUGAUCCGUUCAAUGACUCUAAAGAAGAAGCGCUUAAGUCGUCCAUCAAAACUGUGGAAGUGUUGGCGCAAUACGUAAAGACAUUGUCCGCGAGAAAUGAUUUGAACGUUGAGUCAGAAUUCGUCCGAAUUAUAGAGUUAUCUCUUUGGGGAAACAAAUGCGAUCUUUCGCUCUCUUGUGGCCAACAAACCGACCAAUUCGUGGAUCCGACCCAAGAUUUGGCUAAAAUGAGACAUUUUAUAAUCGAUAAUCAUAUCCAAGAGUUGUGGCAAUACGUGAACGGUUUACGAACGGCUGGCACUGGUCUUCAGUUGGCUAUCGUUUUAGACAACUCAGGCUUUGAAUUGUUCACAGACUUAUGUCUCGUUGAGGUCUUGGAAUCAAUUGGUUUAUUGAGUGAUAAAAGUGUUAAGUUUUACGUAAAAUCUAUGCCAUGGUUUGUGUCGGAUGUGAUGACCAAAGACUUUCACUGGUUAUUGAAUUAUUUGGCCAACGAUUCCAACACUCAUUCACCUGUUGUUAAGGAAUUGAGUGCCAAAUGGAUUAAUAAUGUGAAGACUGGAAAAUGGGUGAUAAUUGAUGAUCAGUUUUGGACACUUUCUCACGAUUACAGCCAAAUGAAAACAAUAGCACCGAAACUGUACCACAGCUUAAGCGAAGCAAAUCUAAUCAUAUUUAAGGGAGAUUUGAAUUAUAGGAAACUGACCGCAGAUCUGAUGUGGGAUUUUUCAGUGUCUUUCUCUGUCUCUUUGCGUGGUUUCCUUCCGACCACUCUUUGUACCCUUCGAACCAUUAAAGCCGAUGUUGUCGUCGGUGUUGAAGACAAGCAAAUGCUGCAAAAAAUCACUACAUUUGCCGACAAUUGGAGAGAAAUCGGUGAUUACGCUGUCAUACAAUUGGCUCAAAACCUUUAG